This is a messenger RNA of Arabis nemorensis, 804 nucleotides long. The record is from the annotation of a GenBank genome assembly. Lineage: Eukaryota; Viridiplantae; Streptophyta; Magnoliopsida; Brassicales; Brassicaceae.
AUGGGAAAUCCAACGGCGAAGAGAGUGUUGCUGACAUCUAACGGCGACGAGGUCUCCCGGAACCUCGCUUUCCAUCUAGCCAAGCACAGUUGCCGGUUGGUUAUGAUGGGAGACGAGGGUUCUCUCCGGAGCAUUGCAGAGCACAUAAGAGACUCCAUUGAUGGAUCCUUCCCAGUGGAGGUCAUUGGGCUCGACAUGGAAGCUGAUAGCCAAGAUGCUUUCGAUGUGGCUGUCCAAAAGGCAUGGACUUGUCUUGGAAAUUUCGAUGCUUUUAUCAACUGCUAUACCUACCAAGGGAAGAUGCAGGACAUUCUUGAGGUGUCUGAAGAUGAGUUCAAGAGAAUCACAAAGACCAAUCUCACGGCCCCAUGGUUCCUCUUGAAGGCCGUGGCCACAAGGAUGAAGGAACAUGGAUCAGGUGGUUCCAUUGUCUUUCUCGCCACAAUCGCCAGCGGAGAGAGAGGCCUCUAUCCCGGAGCUGAUGCCUACUCUACUGCCUCUGCUGGAAUUCAUCAGCUGGUUCGGGCAUCCGCCAUGAGUCUUGGGAAGCACAAUAUUCGGGUCAACAUGAUCUCUCGAGGGCUGCAUCUGGGCGAUGAAUAUCCAACUUCCGUGGGGAGAGAUCGAGCGCAGAAGCUGGUGAAGGCCGCUGCUCCACUCGGGCAGUGGCUGGACCCGGCUAAGGAUCUCUACUCCACAGUGAUCUACUUGAUCAGCGACGGCUCACGCUUCAUGACAGGCACCACUGUCUUGGUGGAUGGAGGGCAGUCUCUUAUGAGACCCCGUUUCAAAUCCUUCAUGUGA